AUGUAUUACAACGUUCGACACAUUGCUGAGCCCUACGAAAAUAUACUGCGAGACUCAUCGAACCAUUCGACAUGUCAAUUGGUGAUCUUCGUUUCAUGUCUUAGCGUCGAUGCACUAUGUGCAACGAAGAUGCUUUCGCAGUUGCUGAAGAAACAGCUGGUUCAGCUGCAGAUUGUGCCUGUUUUUGGAUACUCGGACUUGAAAGGUCACUACGCCAAGCUGGAUGACAAUGUUAAUAGUGUAAUACUUGUUGGAUGCGGGGGUGGCAUAGAUAUCGAACAGUUUUUCGAAAUCGAGCCAGAUGAACAUGUUAUAGAGACUGAGCAGGGCUCCAAGAAGUUUAAGAGGCGAUUGUACGUCUUUGAUACACACAGACCUUGGAAUCUGGACAACUUGUUUGGAUCGGAUAUGGUGAAUUGUCUAGAUGAUGGAACUGUCGAAGAAGAGCUAGAGGAAGAGAGAAAGGCAUAUUUUAGGCUACUUGAACUGGACGAUGAACAAGACGCAGAAAGCGACGAGGGGGAAGAGCCUGAGAACGUCGAAGAAGACGAGGACGAGGAUGUUAAUGACACAGAAAAGGACGAAGAUGACGAUGAAGAGGAGCUUGUUAAUAGAAAGAGACGAGCUCCCGAUAAUGAUAAAACUAAUGAGAAACAGAGCAGAAAGCAGCGCAGGCAGGAAAUUCGCGAUCUUGAAAGAGUUAUUGAGGGACCUCUGUUGUCAACUCCCUUUCAUUGCAAGUAUACUCGCUUUUAUCUGCUGUGGGUGAAUGCAAUCUGCAUUAUCUAUGGCUUGCGAUCCUGGGGGCAAAUUCGUUGGACACUUCACAUCCACAACUGUACAAUAGACUAUAUUCGGUACUGCAGGACGAGGUGA
This is a messenger RNA of Torulaspora globosa, 876 nucleotides long. It is a transcript of the gene CDC45, whose product is annotated as DNA replication initiation factor CDC45. The transcript has a single exon. Gene Ontology annotation, cellular component: DNA replication preinitiation complex. Gene Ontology annotation, molecular function: DNA replication origin binding; single-stranded DNA binding; chromatin binding. The coding region runs from base 1 to 876 and encodes 291 amino acids. NCBI's taxonomy places the organism in Eukaryota, Fungi, Ascomycota, Saccharomycetes, Saccharomycetales, Saccharomycetaceae. Gene Ontology annotation, biological process: mitotic DNA replication preinitiation complex assembly; double-strand break repair via break-induced replication; DNA replication initiation. The record is from RefSeq and is a predicted model, not a curated record.